AUGCGAGGACCAUGCUACCUACUUACGAUGUUUUGGCGUGUGUGCGACGUCCGUGGGUUUUGCGGGUUUUGCAGAGUGUUGCGGAACGCAGAGCGCCUGGGCGAGGGCUUCUCGGGCACGCAGAAACACCGAGAGGUUCGUCGUCAUGUAUGCGCGCGCACCGCCUGGGCGAGAGUGUCAGAGCUCACCGGAAACACCGAGAGGGUCUUCGAUGUCGACGUCUCGUGUGCCUGGAGGGAGGCUGCCAGGUCGACCUAUCAGUAUGACGGCAUGGACCGCAAGCAGCGUAAGGCCACUAAGGCGAGAGCACGAUUUUUGAACACUGCAAAUGAUAUCCCUGUAGAAUGGAUGCGUGAAACGAAGCUGCCCAAGAGCCGAGAGGCAUGA
Molecule: messenger RNA, 387 nt
Organism: Symbiodinium natans
Lineage: Eukaryota; Dinophyceae; Suessiales; Symbiodiniaceae
Source: the annotation of a GenBank genome assembly